This is a messenger RNA of Cryptosporidium ubiquitum, 1254 nucleotides long. RefSeq names its product short chain dehydrogenase reductase family protein. The transcript is spliced from 5 exons. Gene Ontology annotation, molecular function: oxidoreductase activity. NCBI's taxonomy places the organism in Eukaryota, Apicomplexa, Conoidasida, Eucoccidiorida, Cryptosporidiidae. Bases 1 to 1254 code for a protein of 417 amino acids. The record is from RefSeq and is a predicted model, not a curated record.
AUGUUUAGAAUAAUGGAGAGUCAAGUUUCAUUAAUGAGUUAUUUUGAGUUAACUCUAAAUAUGUAUUUAACAAUAUUUCUUUCAUUAUUAUGGACAUUAGUUGCUCAUGGAAUAAAGUUAUCGGUCGAGCUGUUAUUCGGAAUUUGGAUUUUACGUAGGAUAUUCCCAUUUUCAAAAAUUCUGUUUCAAAGAUUAUACAGAAUAUUGGGUUUGGAAUCGGUUGUCUUGGAUAAAAAGGAUUUAACAGGAAAUAUAUGUAUAGUUACAGGCGGAGCGAGUGGUAUUGGGAAAAAAGUCUCAGAGUACUUAGUUCAGUGUGGAGCAACAGUAAUUAUUGCAGAUAUACAAGAAAAUAGAGGCAGAGUUGCUGCCUAUAAGAUUAAUACAAACUCGUCUUCUUCAGGAUUUGCAAGGUAUAUGUAUAUUGAUUUGUCAGAUGAAGAUUCAAUUAGAAACUUUGUUAACAGGUUUACAUAUGAUUACGAUAGGUUGCAUAUUCUGGUUAACAAUGCAGGAAUUGGUUCAGGAGGAAAAAGGGAGGAACCAAAAGAUUGUGAAAGGCAUAUAAAUAAAAUAUUUAAGGUGAACUAUAUAGGAACUUUUAUUUUGACAGAACUUUUAUUGCCAGUACUAAAAAACACUAAGGAUUCAAGAAUUGUGAAUACAUGCUCACCAAUACAUAGAUUCUUUGGUUCAAAUUUAAGGAAGAUACUUGAAUAUUCACAGAUUUCUGAGUGUAAUUAUGCAUAUGGAGCAUCUAAAGCAGCAAUACUCCUUUAUACUUUGAAACUAAGAAGGGAUGCAAUGGGUCUGACAUUCUCUCAGACUUUUCAAACAGAUACUGUUGAUGGUGAAGGCUAUGAUAAUUUUCCCUGGUCAACUUGUGUGAACCCUGGAUCUGUUAAUACGAGAAUAUUUCCCAAUACAUUUCCAUAUAAUAUUAUAUACUACCUUAAAUGGUUCUUGCUAGAUACCAAAAUGGGAUCACAAACUACCAUUUUUGCCUCAGUAUGCCCUAAAGAACAGGCUACUCUAUAUAUGAGUCCUUAUUGGUUACCAGGAAACGGGUCUUGGUUUAUUGACAGAUUUGCUGAUUUUCUAAGUAUUUAUGUUGGACCUCACUUCACCAUUCCAAAUCUAAAUGAUGAUGCAGCUCUCUCAGCAGAGUACCUCUAUGAAUGGACAUAUAACUAUUGGAGGGCAAGUAAAACAAAAGAAGUUCACAAACAGACACUUAAAGAUCACCAUAAGUGA